AUGUCCCCCGACUCCACCGCCAAUCCCGCGAUGGACGUCGACUUCCAGAAGAUGGGGAUAUACAUCGACGGCCGCACCAAGAACGAGCUCGACGAGCUGCUCGCGGCGAAAAAGGAUGCCGAAAUCACCGCGCGCGACCUGUACGGCUUCUCGUGCAUGCACUACCUUGAUGACGGGCCCAUGAACGAGGCGGCGUCGUUCUUCGGGCUCUCCCGCGACGAUUCCGUGGAUACCGACGCGCCGCCGAAGAAGAUCCUCGACUUCGGCGCGGGGUUCGCGGGCGACGCGCGGGUCAUGGCGAGCGAGUUUCCCGGAUGCGAGCUCACAUGCGUCGAGGUGCAGCCACACAUCCACGCCGCGGCUGAGCGUUUCACCGCGCUCGUGGGCGCCAGCGCGCGGUGCAAGCACCAGUGCCUCGACAUCUUCAACGAACCGGUGGUAAACGCGCCGUUCGAUCACUUGUUCAGCGUCUUGGUCAUCCUGCACAUCCCCGAGCGCGACAGGCUCUGGCGAUCGCUGGCGGCAACCCUCAAGCCGGGGGGCACGGCGUACGUGGAGGACUAUUUCGCCGCGAGGCCCCUGACGGACGAGGACAAGGCACAGCUCGCGGGUCCCGUCGCGUGCCCGUACCUCCCGUCGCGCGAGGAGUACGAGCGCACGCUCAAGGACGCGGGCUUCGUGGACGUGCGUUGGGAGACGAUGAACGAGCGGUGGGCGCCGUUCGUUUCUUCGAGGCUGGCCAAGUUUCGCGAGGCUCGCGAUCGCAACGUCAGGGUCCACGGCGAGGCGCUCACCGCGGAGCUCGACCUGUUCUACUCCACCGUGCAGCAGCUGUUCGCGCGGGGGAACCUGGGAGGGGUGCGCAUCAGGGCGCGCAAGGCUUAG
This is a messenger RNA of Micromonas commoda, 885 nucleotides long. RefSeq lists its product with no specific name. The record is from RefSeq and is a predicted model, not a curated record. The transcript has a single exon. NCBI's taxonomy places the organism in Eukaryota, Viridiplantae, Chlorophyta, Mamiellophyceae, Mamiellales, Mamiellaceae. The coding region runs from base 1 to 885 and encodes 294 amino acids.